Molecule: messenger RNA, 478 nt
Organism: Notothenia coriiceps (black rockcod)
Lineage: Eukaryota; Metazoa; Chordata; Actinopteri; Perciformes; Nototheniidae
Gene: cox6c
Product: cytochrome c oxidase subunit 6C
Exons: 4
Coding region: 113-343 (76 amino acids)
Source: RefSeq, a predicted model, not a curated record
CUUCGCGUUUCUCUGUCAUUAAUUCUGUCCCUCUGCGGCUCCAGUAGAGCUUCUCUUCCGGCAGAAUAGGCUGUUUGUGUGUGAAGGUCGUGAGUCCAACCUGUGAUCCAUCAUGUCUCUGCAAAAGCCACUGAUGAGGGGUUUGCUGGCAAAGCGUCUGAGGUUUCACGUUCCCAUCGCGUUCGCUCUGUCCAUGCUGACUGCUGUGGGCUGGAAGUACGGAGUGACCGAGCCGAGGAAACAGGCGUACGCUGAAUUCUACAAGCAUUACGACGCCACCAAAGAGUUCACCGCUAUGAGGGAGGCCGGCAUCUUCGAGAGCGUGAGGCCCAAAGGAGAGUAAAACCAUCGCUUCUCCCCGUCACUCUUUCCUGUUCUGAGGAUGAAGUUCCUUCUUUGGAUGUUAUUUACUGACUUAGAUGUGAACACCGCUAUGCUGUCCUGUUCCUCUAAAUAAAAUAUUCUAUUAAUGUGUAAA